Messenger RNA from Penicillium verhagenii, 348 nucleotides. RefSeq lists its product as uncharacterized. The record is from RefSeq and is a predicted model, not a curated record. The transcript has 2 exons. NCBI's taxonomy places the organism in Eukaryota, Fungi, Ascomycota, Eurotiomycetes, Eurotiales, Aspergillaceae. The coding region runs from base 1 to 348 and encodes 115 amino acids.
AUGGAGAAGGUCAGAAUUCAGAUCGGCGCAUGUACCCGAACAACAUGCUGGAUCGACUCCCGUGCACUGCGAGCAUUUAUUAAGCAGAGCCAGUGUGGAUGGAUAGUAGUCAGACUCACGUUCACCCCACAGACACCACAGUUUGUGGCAGACGCGGUCAGAUCAGCGCACUUUCCAGAGCAGCAGGCGGGAAUUGUUCCGGUGCACUGUAAAAAUCGUAAACUGGGAAAGUUCUGGACUUACCACUGGCGCAUUGCAUCCUCCACAUCGCUGGAUGCUCGAAGCCAGAUCUUGGCAGGUACCAUUGCAACAGGCUGGUUGCAGCCCAGUACACUAGUGCUUGUUUAG